AUUAAUAAAGGCCUUACAUUUCCACUCCCUCUCCUCCGCUUUCCUCCGGAGCUGCGAAAUUUUGAGACCCCAAACGGACGAAGCGAAGACCACCCACCCCACCAGCCCCCGAAAUUCCCGCAAAUUACAAAAGCGCCCUCCCCUCGCCGCCGGGCGCCGGCGAUUCCGGCGAGUGGUCACCGGCGCAACCCCGGAGGCGGCGGAUUCCUCGCGCCCUCUGCCGGCGUUCCGCGUGGUUGCGGAGGAGCCGACGCUCGCCGUCACCGGCGAUGGGCAAUUCGCUGGGGUGCUCGGCCUCUGGCGAGCGGCUCGUGUCGGCGGCGCGCGACGGGGACGCCGUGGAGGCGCGGAUGCUGCUGGAGCUCAGCCCGGCGCUCGCGCGCUACUCCACCUUCGGCGGCCUCAACACCCCGCUCCACUUCGCCGCCGCCAAGGGCCACCUCGACAUUGUCACGCUGCUGCUGGAGAAAGGUGCUGACGUUAACGCGCGGAACUACUGCGGACAGACUGCGUUGAUGCAUGCAUGUCGGCAUGGGCACUGGGAGGUGGUUCAGAUGCUCCUGCUCUUUGGAUGCAAUGUUUCAAGGGCGGAUUACUUAAGCGGUCGAACAGCAUUGCAUUUUGCAGCACAUGAUGGAUUUGUUCGGUGUGUAAGGCUUUUACUUGUGGACUUUGUCCCAAGUGUUGCCUUGGAGGAUAUUGCCUCUGUGGUGGAUGGUGGUGAUUGUCAGACGAAUAGUGGGAGCAGUCCCAAUUCUUCAUCGGGACAGAAGUUUAAUGAAUCUGCCCGUGUGAGGUACAUCAACAAGCCUGCUGAUGGCGGUGUAACAGCACUUCAUAUGGCGGCGUUGAAUGGUCAUUUCGAUUGCAUGCAAUUGUUGAUUGACUUAGGUGCCAAUGUCUCAGCUGUCACGUUUCCCUACGGUACUACAGCAAAUUUGAUAGGAGCUGGCAGUACUCCUUUGCAUUAUGCAGCCGGUGGGGGGAGGCUGGAGUGCUGUGAGCUACUAAUAUCAAAAGGUGCUAGCAGGUUGACACUCAACUGCAAUGGGUGGCUUCCCAUUGAUGUUGCUAGGAUAUUUGGACGGUGUUCUGUGGAGCCAUUACUUUCUCCAAAUUCAAACUCGAGUGUCCCUGUAUUUCAACCAUCCAGUUACCUUGCCUUGCCACUCAUGAGCAUACUUAAUAUAGCCAGAGAAUUUGGUUUGCUGCAUACAAUACCCUACGUUGAUGAUAGCGAUCUUUGUGCUGUUUGCCUUGAAAGGUCUUGUUCCGUAGCUGCGGAAGGUUGUGGUCAUGAGUUCUGCAUCAAAUGUGCUCUCUAUCUUUGCUCAACUAGCAACAUCCGCGUCGAGUUCACAGGCCCUCCUGGGUCGAUCCCAUGCCCUCUCUGUCGGAAUGGAAUAAUGUCAUUCACCAAGCUACUAAGCACACCAACAGAAGGGCUAAAAUCAAGUUCAGCACUCACAUUCUGCAAUCCAUGCAUGCUAAACACUCGAUCUGUGGACUCGCCAGCAACUGUCUGCAAAUCUGAAAUCAGGCGCAACCGUGUAGCAGCUGUUUCUUCCGAGCUAGUUUGUCCACUUACCUGUAGCCCGUUCCCGUCAUCAGCCCUCCCGACCUGCAGGUGCAACAACGAUGAUCCAUGUGGUGCUACAGAAGCACAGGAUGGUUCCGAGGUCCAAUCUCCUCGGCCCUCACACAGCACAAGUACGGAGCUGGACAAAAGGGACGAGCAAGAUCUUGACCGGACCAGCUGCUCAGGCAUGUUCUGGAGUCGAAGAAGCUGCCACAGGGAGCAGCAGUGUAAUGCAGAAAUCAGCGCGUGAUUCUUUUUAUUUCUGGUUGUGAAUAUAUUUGGGUUCAUAGCAGCUCAAUGUGGGAGAUGAGCGCCGGUUGUUUUUUCCUCCCCAGCUGUUUCUCCUAUUUACAGACAACCUUUUCUUGAUUGGUAAACCUUCAGCCUUUGCUGCCGUAGUGUGUACUGUAUUGUAUUGUAACAUUUUUGUUACAAUUGGUCAUGUGCCUCUAGAUAGCUUCAAAAUCGCUAGUCAGUUACUGUUCUUUGUAGCUGUAUGUAAAUUACAGGAUUUGGAUUAAAUUGCUUUCUGAUUCUGAUGGUAAAAAAUUAUGUACAAUGAGUCAAAUACCCAUGUUAAUGAUAUAUAGAACUAGCAAUGUGGCUCACGUUAAUAGCAUGGCUAGUCUCGCUAUAAUAUUUUGGUACAAUAA
Messenger RNA from Phragmites australis (common reed), 2232 nucleotides. Its product is annotated as probable E3 ubiquitin-protein ligase XBOS33. Gene Ontology annotation, biological process: regulation of synapse organization. Gene Ontology annotation, cellular component: glutamatergic synapse. NCBI's taxonomy places the organism in Eukaryota, Viridiplantae, Streptophyta, Magnoliopsida, Poales, Poaceae. The record is from RefSeq and is a predicted model, not a curated record. Bases 270 to 1829 code for a protein of 519 amino acids. Gene Ontology annotation, molecular function: protein binding. The transcript has 10 exons.